Molecule: messenger RNA, 1749 nt
Organism: Nannizzia gypsea CBS 118893
Lineage: Eukaryota; Fungi; Ascomycota; Eurotiomycetes; Onygenales; Arthrodermataceae
Exons: 4
Coding region: 1-1749 (582 amino acids)
Cellular component (GO): RNA polymerase II transcription regulator complex
Molecular function (GO): DNA-binding transcription activator activity, RNA polymerase II-specific; transcription cis-regulatory region binding
Source: RefSeq, a predicted model, not a curated record
AUGGCUGAAUUUGACCCUUCCUUCCAGCGUAGCCUCUACCUAUCUCCAGACCAACAGGAUCUGCUUCUCGCUGCCCUUUCCUCCAAUAACCAGCCCACAAAGCCCAGCCCGCAGCCCAAUCUCAGCUCCGCAAACGGCCCGUCUGGAAACGACCUUUUUGACUCGCCUCCCCAGGACAUUCCAGGUUCUGGACAGCUCGGUUUUAAUCCAGAAGAUAGCCCGUUCCUUGGACUUGACCUAGAUGCCGAAUUUGAUGUCUCGGACCAAGCUUUGAUUGGGGACCUCCCUGGCAUAGAGGGCGAACAGCAUGUUGCUACUGAACAUCGUGAAAAGAGAAAGAGUCUUGAUGGCCAGGAGGGCGCAGAUACGGGAAAGAAGCGCAAGGAAAAUGAGGAAAAGGUCGCUAAGAAGCCCGGGAGAAAGCCCUUAACUUCAGAGCCAACAACAAAACGCAAAGCCCAGAAUCGAGCUGCACAGCGAGCGUUCCGCGAUCGUAAGGAGAAGCAUCUCAAGGACCUCGAAACAAAGGUAGCAGAUCUCGAGCGCGCAUCUCAGACCGCAAACCAAGAGAACACUUUACUCCGUGCCCAUGUCCAACGCCUCCAGGUCGAAUUGAAGGAAUACCGCAAACGGCUAUCGUGGAUCAGUAGUGGGAACAGCUUUUCCCCUACGACUAGCUUGCUCAAUCAGGCGAGAAGCCUGCACGCUCAGUCUCGCCUGAACAAUGACUUUUCCUUUGAUUUCCCCAAAUUUGGUGAUCUCCCUGGGGCCCAUAUGAACAGCAUGGGAUCCCUGACCAAGGGAUCUUCCAAUACCCGCAGCCAAACCCAUCCAGCCCUGGGUAUCAAAGCGGCCGGUCACAUCGGAGCCGCGUCGCAGUUCGCGCCAUCAAAUGGCAGUACCCUCAGGCCAAAUGGCCUGUCAUCCACCGCAAAUAAAAGCCCUGAAGCUCCUGGAAACACCUAUAACUCGCACACAUUUGACAGCUCCCCCGCCACAUUCUCCGAGUCCCCUUCGGCUUCUUCCGAGUCCCAGCACAUAUCAUCAAUAUGCACAUCCCCCGAGUCUAGCCUUACAUCGCCUACCAUCGCCCAAAAAGGCGAUACGGCCAGCUCUACGCAGGGACACAGCAACGGUACUGCCAAAAAGAACAAUCUUUCACAGUGUGAGCUGAAGUUUUAUCAGCAACUAGGCGAAGCAUGCGGUUGCGUUGAUAACCCCAUCCCCGCAGCCCUCGCAAAGAAGUCAAGCCAAGGUGGGAACAAUUCUACGACUGCAUCCUCCGGUUUGCUAUCUGAUCCCUCUAUCCCUAGCUUCGACUGGCUCGCCCAGCAGAAUGGCGGUCACUUCGAUCCUGUCCUAUUUGGUGAUUAUCGUGAUCCGCAGGAUGCUGUUCUCUCGCAAGAGUUCAGCGGCUUCUUUGACGAUGCUUUCCCGUUGCCUGACUUAGGAGCCUUUGACCCUGCCACCCCCGGUACCGCCGCUAAGACACCUGGAAAGGCCGAUGCCCCAGGUAACACGGUAGAAAUCGACGACGACGACGAAGAGGUGGUACCUGGCGAAGACAGAUCUCAGAUGCUUUCCUGCACUAAGAUAUGGGAUCGUCUUCAACGGCUGGAGAAAUUCCGCAACGGCGAAAUCGAUGUCGACAAUCUUUGCACUCAACUACGUACCAAGGCUCGCUGCUCUGAGGGUGGCGUCGUCAUUGAUCAAAAGGAUGUCGACGAUAUUGUGACCAGAGCGAUUUAA